Molecule: messenger RNA, 9793 nt
Organism: Danio rerio (zebrafish)
Lineage: Eukaryota; Metazoa; Chordata; Actinopteri; Cypriniformes; Danionidae
Source: RefSeq, a predicted model, not a curated record
AACUGUCCCUUUAAUGUUGAUGUUUUGGCUUUGUAAAAGACAGCUUGAGCCCUAAAGUCAGUGUAUAAUCCGCACGCUAGACAUUGACUCACAGUGACGUUCGAAAACAAAGAGUAUCUGAUGACAUUAUUGUAGUCAUCAUCACACCCACUCUUGGUACCAGCCACCAGCGGCUCUCAUUAUUUACUCUUUUAGUUAAUAUAUAACCACCUUUACAUACACAUCGACAGAAUUAAACACAGCCCUACAUAAAGACAGGGUUGUGUUGUGUUGUGCUCCCAAGUGUCUUCUGCCAUUGGAAGGGUUCAUUCACAUUUAUGGACGUGUUGUUUUUGGGACGAUCGCAUAUGCAGAAUUCCAUUCUCAGCAUUUUAGCUGCGGUAGAUCAUGUGUCAGCCUUUGUUCGUGGUUAUCUUUAGGAUCCUGAAUGAAAGAGAGCUACUGAGUUGAAUUUGAGGCACUGUUUUAAAGCAUAAACCAAUCAAAACAAGGAUAUAAAAACCCGAGGAGAAUUGGAAUCUUCUCUCAUAUACAAGUACAAACUCAUAAGGAUUGAGAAGUAUCAUGUGUUUGGAUUGGAUCUCUUUGAAAACCCAACGAUUGGUUUGCAGUGGAGAUAUUUAGGUGGCAGUUGUUGAUCAUUUGCGGAUGAAGCUUCAUGUUCCUACGUCAUCUGCUUUUCAGUCAUAGUGUUUGGAGUUUUCAAGAGUCUGAAACUGAACCAAACAGCAGAUCAACCCAAGGAGAACUGGUAUAGAGGAUCAUCUAUCUUCUCUCAAGUACUAACUCGUGAGGAUUGAGAGGAAACACAUCUUGGAUUGGAUCUCUUUAAAAACCCAAUGGUUUGCAGUGGAGAUAUUCAUCGCUCAUUUAGUUACGUAACAGUUGAUGACCACUUGCGGAGGUAGCUUCAUGAUCCUACUUCAUCUGCUGUUUUAGCCACAUCGUUUUGAGUAUAAAGAAUCAAGAAACAGUCUAAAACUGAGCCAAACUGCAGAACAACCCAAUAAGAAUUGGUUCAGAAGACCAUCUUCUCUCAACUACAAACUCAUAAGGAUUGAGAAGAAUCACAUGCUUGGAUUGGAUCUCUUUGAAAACCCAACAAUUGGUUUGCAGUGGAGAUGUUAGUUGUGCAUUUAGGUAACAAUUGAUGAUCAUUCGGUGGGGAAGCUUGUUCCUGCUUAAUCUACUUUUUUGGUCAUAUUGUUUGGAGUAUGAAGGAUCAAGACAGAGUCUGACACUGGAACAAACUGCAGAAUAAUAAAGCAUGUCUCAGUUUAAUGCCACUGAGUAGAGUUUGUGGCCUGUGUUGAAUGUUGAAGACCUUUUUGUUUUCUCCGAAGUCUGACAGCUGCAGGAAAGAGUGAACAGUGAGACGAAUCAUGACUUGGAUGGACUAAAUUUCCAGAAAGAACCUCCUUGAAAGCCCAAAACUGGUUUGUAGUGGAUAUAUUAGUGAUACACUGAGGUAAAGAAAAUAAAUAAAUCAAAGAUUUUAGCUUCAUGUUUCUUCUUCAUCAGUUCUUUAGUCACAACAUUUGGAGUCUGAAGGAUCAAGACAGAGACCAAAACUGGAACAAACUGCAGAUUAAUAUUCUCCGUUUGAUGUGACUGAGUAAAGUCUGAGGAGUUGUAUAUAAUAACCAAAGACUGUCUUCUGUGAAAUUUGACAAAACCUGCAAAAAAGGAGAAGUAAAACUUGAAUGGACUUGGACUAAAUUUACAGAAAGAUUCUCUUUUUAAGCCAACAAUUGGUUUGCCGUGGAGAUAUUAGUGACACACUGAGGUAAAAAAUAAUAAUCAUUUGUUGGAGUAGUUCAUGUUCCUUCACAGUGUUCAUAGUAUGAAGACAGAAGACCCUUAAAGAGUGUUUUCCUAUUGAGUAGAGUCUGAGCUGUUGUGUAAAGCACAAAUGAUCAAAACGAGGACCUAACAACCCAGGGAGAAAUUAGUACAGAACACCACCUUUCAUCUCUGAAGUCUAAAAACACAUGCAGAAACUAAUAUUGACUUUAAGGUUUGAGAAGAAUCACAUGUAUGGACUGAACUUCUAAAAAAAAACUUCAAUUUGUUUGCAGUGAGACAUUAGUGCCACAAUUAAUGAUCAUUUACGGAAGUAGCUUCGUGUUCCUUCCUCAAUGAUACAUUAGUCACAGCAAUUGGAGUCUAAAGAAACAAAACAGAGACUCUUACAGAUGUUUUUUAAUGAAGUAUGCCUUUAUUUGAUGAGAGAGAGCGACUGAGUAGAGUUUGAGGUGUUGCGUAAAAGCAUAAACAAUCAAAAUGAGGACAUUACAACCCAAGAAAUUGAUGUAGAAACUCAUUUUUCUUGUCUGAAGUCUGACAACACCUGCAAAUAACAAGUACAAACUGAGAAGAAUCAAGGACUGAGAAGAAUCAAGUCUUGGAUGGACUAAACUUAAAGAAAGACUGGUUUGCAGUGGAAAUAUUAGUGUACUGAGGUAAAAACAAAAAUCAGUAAUCAUUUGCGGAAGUAGCUUCAUGUUCCUUCUUCGUCUGCUUUUUAGUCACAGCGUUUGGUGUCUGAAGAAUGAAGACAGAGACUCUUACAGAUGUUCUUUGCCUCUUUUUGAUGAGAAGGAGCAACUGAAAUGUUGUGGAUAAGCAUAAAUGUUCAAAACAAAGACAUAAUAACUGAAGAAAAUUGGUGUAGAAAAUCAUAAUUCUUCUUAAUAGUCUGACAACACAUGCAGAAAACAAGUACAAACACUUAAAGACUGAGAAGAUUCAUGUCUUGGAUGAACUAAACCUCCAGAAAGAAUGUAAAACUGUUUGCAGUGGACAAAUUAGUGACAUACUGAGGUAAAAAUCAAUGAUUGUUUGAGGAAGAGGCUUCAUGUUCCUCCUUUAUUGAACCUUUAGUCACACGUUUGCAGUCUGAACGAUUGAAGAAGCACUCCUCUAUUUAAUGAGAAGAAGUAACUAAAGUUUUAAUCAAUCAAAACAAGGACGUAAUUGAAGAAGUUUAGUGUAGAAGAUCAUAAUUUUUCUCUAAAGUCUGACAACACCUGGUAAAACAAGAACAAACACUUAAAGACUGAGAGAAAUCAGGUCUUGGCUGGACUAAACUUCCAGAAAGAACAUCCAACUGUUUGAACUGGAGAUAUUAGUGACGUACUGAGGUAAAAAUCAAUGAUUGUUUGAGGAAGAAGCUUCAUGUUCCUUCUUUAUUGACCUUUUAGUCACACUUUGCAGUCUGAACGAUUGAAGAAGCACUCCUCUAUUUGAUGAGAAGAAGCAACCGAAGUGUUAAAUAAUCAAAACAAGGACAUGACUGAAGGAAUUUGGUGUAGAAGCUCAUAGUUCGUCUCUGAAGUCUUACAACAACUGCAAAAAACAAGUAAAAACUUAAAGACUGAGAAAAAUCAGGUCUUGGAUGGACUAAUCUUCCAGAAAGAACGUCCAACUGUUUGUAAUGGAGAUAUUAGUGAUGUACUGAGGUAAAAUGAGGUAAAAAUCAACGAAGAAUUAAAGAAGCAUGCAUCUAUUUGAUGAGAAGAAGCAACCGAAGUGUUAAAUAAUCAAAACAAGGACCUAACUGAAGGAAUUUAGUGUAGAAGAUCAUAAUUUUUUCUCUAAAGUCUGACAACACCUGCUAAAACAUGUACAAACACUUAAAGACUGAGAGGAAUCAGGUCUAGGAUGGACUAAACUUCCAGAAAGAACGUCCAACUGUUUGCAAUGGACAUAUUAGUGACAUACUGAGGUAAAAAUCAAUGAUUGUUUGAGGAAGAGGCUUCAUGUUCCUCCUUUAUUGAACCUUUAGACAAGCGUUUGCAGUCUGAAGGAUUGAAGAAGCACUCCUCUAUUUGAUGAGAAGAAGCAACCGAAGUGUUAAAUAAUCAAAACAAGGACAUGACUGAAGGAAUUUGGGGUAGAAGAUCAGAAUUUUUCUCCAAAGUCUGACAACACCUGCUAAAACAAGUACAAACACUUAAAGACUGAGAAGAAUCAGGUCUAGGAUGGACUAAACUUCCAGAAAGAACGUCCAACUGUUUGCACUGGAGAUAUUAGUGACGUACUGAGGUAAAAAUCAAUGAUUGUUUGAGGAAGAAGCUUCAUGUUCCACCUUCACUGACCCUUUAGUCACAGUGUUUGGAGUCUGAAGAAUCUAGACAGAGACUCUUACUGAUUUUUUUAAAGCAUUCUUCGAUUUGAAGAGAAGAAGCAACUGAAGUGUUAAAUAAUCAAAACAAGGACAUAAUUGAAGGAAUUUGGUGUAGAAGAUCAUAAUUCUUCUCAAAAGUCUGACAACACAUGCAGAAAACAAAUACAUACUCUGAAGAACUGAGAAGAAUCAGGUCUUGCAUGGAUUAAACUUGCAGAACUGUUUGCAAUGAAGAUUUACUGAGGUAAAACUCAAUGAUUGUUUGAGGAAAAAGCUUCAUGUACCUCCUUCACAGCGUUUGCAGUCUGAAUAAUGGAGACAGAAAGCCUUAUAGAUGUUUUCUUCGUCUGAAACUGGAACAAACAGCAGCAUAAUAAAGCAUCUGUCUGCAGAGGUUACUGUAGGCCACUUGCAUGUGAGUUUCCGCACUGGAAUCAUGUGGAUGAAGCCUCGCACAGCCUGAUGAACAAUUACACAAACACAUACGUAUCUUAAAGACCGAGUCAGUGAUCAUCUGAAAGCUCAGCGGGAUUAAAAGAGAUAUGGAUUCAUCUUCUGGCUCUCAGGAGGACUGGGAGACGCUGAUGGAGCUGGAGGAGGCUCUGGCCGGAUGGUUAAUUCAGGGCUCAGACUGGGAUCUGGACCUGAGGUGGAGCCUGAGGGAAAAGUCGUAUCAGGAUGAGGAUGAGGAUGAGGAGAUCCCUGCUGUCCUCAGUCCCACAUAUAAGCAGCGUAAUGAAGACUUCCGGAAACUCUUUAAGCAGCUGCCGGACACUGAGCGCCUCAUUGUGGACUACUCGUGCGCUCUCCAGCGGGACAUCCUCCUGCAGGGCCGCCUCUACCUCUCCGAAAACUGGAUCUGUUUCUACAGCAACAUCUUCCGCUGGGAGACUCUGCUCACAGUACGGCUGAAAGACAUCUGCUCCAUGACGAAGGAGAAGACAGCGCGCCUCAUUCCCAACGCCAUCCAGGUCUGCACAGACACUGAAAAGAGUUUAAAGUCACAGAAAUUGCAGUUGAAAUCACACUUUUUCACAUCGUUUGGUGCGAGAGACAGAACUUACAUGAUGAUGUUCAGACUUUGGCAGAACGCUCUGCUGGAAAAGCCUCUCUGUCCUAAAGAGCUCUGGCACUUUGUUCAUCAGUGUUAUGGUAAUGAGCUCGGCCUCACCAGCGAUGAUGAAGAUUACGUGCCGCCUGAUGAUGAUUUCAACACCAUGGGCUACUGUGAGGAGAUUCCAGCAGAGGAGAAUGAGGUCAGUAAUGAUAACUCAUCCAAAAGCAGCAGCGAGAACAAGCCGGACAACAACAGCUCUCCUCCAACACACAAGCGAUCCAUCACUCACUCCACCAUCACCUCCACCACUCCACCCAGCAGCACCGAUACACCGCUGUCCUUUGACAUCUCUGCUGAGGAGUACACGGACUGUCUUGCUGAUGGAGAUCUGCUGCCGCUGCCUCUGCUGGCCGAGGAGAGGAACAGCGAGCCGGCCAGUCCUGUGGGCUCCGUCCUGCCACCAGCACUCGACUUCAACGACAAUGAAGACAUUCCCACAGAACUCAGCGACUCUUCGGAGACACACGAUGAAGGAGAUGAAGUUCAAGCAUUCCAUGAGGAUCUGAACGGCCGUCAGUACAUUAAUGAGAUUUAUAAAUUCAGUGUUGAUAAGCUGUACAGCGUCCUCUUUACUGAGUCCCAGUUCAUGACCGACUUUAUGGAGCAGAGGAGAUUCACAGAUGUGGUUUAUCAUCCCUGGAAGAAGGAGGGAGCUGGGAAUCAAACGAGGGACAUCAUGUACACAAUUUCCCUGACCAAUCCACUGGCCCCUAAAACCGCUGCUGUUACUGAGACUCAGACGCUGUAUAAAGCCAGCCAGGAGAACGAGUGCUACAUCAUUGACGCAGAAGUCAUCACACAUGACGUGCCGUAUCAUGACUACUUCUACACCUUAAACCGCUAUAUGCUAACACGUGUGGCUAAGAACAAGUGUCGAUUAAGGGUUUCUACAGAGCUGAGGUACAGGAAGCAGCCGUGGGGUUUGGUGAAGGGCUUUAUUGAGAAGAACUUCUGGAGUGGGCUUGAUGAGAACUUUAAAAGCCUCGAGCUGGAGUUAGCCAAGAUGGAGGACGCCAUGAUGGAAAGCCACAGACUGUCUCCUAAAUCUAAAGCAUUGAAGAACUCCACCCUGAGGCGGAGAAAAAGACAGCUUGCCCACCUCCGCACAGGCCAUCUAGAUGAGACCCUCAGUCCUGUUACCACACCAACAGACGAGGAGGUCAUCCAUCGCAUCAAACACGUGGCAGGUUCCACUCAGACAAGACACAUUCCCGAGCACACAACAGGAGGCGGGAUUUUCUGCAACCUCUCUAAACCAUUACUCAUCAUCAGCUUUGUGAUCUGUAUAAGUCUGGUGCUACUGGUGUUUCUGAAUGUGAUGCUGUUUUAUAAACUCUGGAUGCUGGAGUAUUCUGCACAGAGCCUCACCAGCUGGCAGGGCUUACGCUUACAUGAGAGCAGUAAACUGCCACAGACACAGAUGGAAUGGGCACAACUCUUGGAGUCCCAGCAGCGAUACCACGACGCCGAGCUGCAGAAAUGGAGAGAAAUCAUCAAAUCCUCAGUAUUGUUAUUGGAUCAGAUGAAGGACUCCUUACUGAGCCUACAGAAGGGUGUGGGUCUGCGAGAAUACAACUCCGAGUCUGACCAGAAAAGGAGUCGAUAUUACUGACACUUACCCUCCAGGCCACCAGGGCGCGCUGUGCAAUGUAGAGCCACGUAUGCGAAUGAAAGGCGAAAAAGGGCCCAAAUAUGCGUGUUUGACUAUGCAUACCAAACAAAAAGAGAUAUUUGAUGGAGACGCAUCAGAAACUGCCAUCAGCCGAUCCAAGUGGACAGUCUACACAUCUGUGGGACGGCUUUCCUUCAGGUUGUCGCUGUACGAGAAUGAAGCAGAUCGUGCUGGGAAAACGAAGAGCAUGCUUUCUAUUUUUUGACCCCUGCUUUCUUUUGAAGUGCGUUUUAUUGGUACAAGGAACGAGGGAUUUAUCGUUUUAGCUUGAUUUGAUAGAGCUGCUCUGUCCCUUUUCUCGUUUGUAAGAGGUUUUUUCACACUCAAAUCAAUCAUGCUGUAAAUUCAAGGCUGGUUUCCUUGAUAAUUCUGCUCUAGAUGAUUUUAUUAGGUUCUACAAGACCUUAAGUUUCUGUGAAGCGUUUACCAUUAUAUGGAAGUGUUUUGUUUUUUGCACCUGAGAAAGACUGUGAAAAGUACAGUGGCUGAAAGAGCUUAACAUGCUGCCAUUUAAGAAAGCACGUUAAAAAAAACGUGAGCAAAAUUAAAAAAAGAUCAUCGUCUGACAGCAUACAUAUUGCAAAUCCUCACAACCCAAACAAAAUAAGAAUACAUGCUGCGUUUUCUCACAACACAUGCAAAUAGCAUGAAACACAAAGGAAUAGGGGGACCCAAAAACGUGACGGACCUGGCUUGGAUUUGUUUGUUGUGCCGUGACUAUUGGCUCAGGUGAUCUUUGAAAGGUGAUUUUUUUGGUUCAUUUUAACAUCCUCAUUACACCAUUCCCUUUUGUAUACUGUUAGCUUAAAUAACCAUAAAUAGCUGGGUCCGUCAAGAUUUUGGGUCCCCUGAAACAUUUCCGUCGUGUUCUGUGCUAUUUGCUUGUGGUGGGCAGAGCGAGGCUUCAUGAAACACUGAAACAGUCGAAGCAAAUGUGUCGAAUCUUCAAAACGUUUCGAAACCCUUCUCUAUGAUGACAUCUAGUGGUAAUUUUAUGUAUUGCUCUGAAACAGCUUUAGCACAAAAAAUAUUAUGCAAAUUGAGGAAUUAUACCCAAUGUUGUAGAGUUGACAUUUAAAAGUGAUUUAGUAAAGUGGUGAGAGUUCUUGACUAGCAUGCUAACAAUGGGUUUGAAUCCAGGGUGAUGUAGUUAUAUUAGUUAUCGCUGUAGUCACAUGAUUUGGGUGUUUUCAGUCGCUUUAACCACGUGACCUGAGUGUUUCUAAUCACUUUAACCAUGUGACCUGGGUGUUUCGAAUCGCUUUAACCACAUGACCUGGGUGUUUUGAAUUGCUUUAGUUACAUGACCUGGGUGUUUCAAAUCGCUUUAGUCACAUGACCUGGGUUUUUCAAGUUGCUUUAGUCACGUGAACUGGGUGUUUCGAAUCGCUGUAGUCACAUGACCUGGGUGUUUCGAAACACCUUAGUCAAGUAACGUCGGUGUUUUAAAAUGCAUUAGUCACGAGAACUGGGUGUCUCGAAUCGCUUUAGUUAUGCGACCUUGAUGUUUUGAAACACUUUAGUCAUGUGACCUGGACGUUUCAAAAUGCUUUAUUCAUGUGACUGAAGCAAUUCGAAACACCCAGGUCACGUGACAAAAGCAUUUCGAAACAUUCAGGUCACAUGACUAAAGUGUUUCGAAACAUCCAGGUCAUGGGUGUUUUGAAUCACUUUAGUCACAUGAUCUGGGUAUUUCGAAUCACUUAAGUCACGUGACGUCAGUGUUUCGAAUCACUUUAGUCACUUGACCUAGAUGUCUCGAAUCACUUAAGUCACAUGACCUGGAUAUUUCGAAACGCUUUAGUCACGUGAUCUGGGUGUUUCGAAACGCUUUAGUCAUGCGACUGGGUGUUUCAAAUCGCUUUAGUCACGUGAACUGAGUGUUUCGAAUCACUGUAGUCAAGUAACGUCGGUGUUUCAAAAUGCAUUAGUCCCGAGACCUGGGUGUCUCGAAUCACUUUAGUUAUGCGACCUUGAUGGUUUGAAACACUUUAGUCAUGUGACCUGGAUGUUUCAACAUGCUUUAUUCAUGUGACUGAAGCGAUUCGAAACACCCAGGUCACGUGACUAAAGCAUUUCGAAACAUCCAGGUCACAUGACUAAAGUGUUUCAAAACAUCCAGGUCAUGGGUAUUUUGAAUUGCUUUAGUCACAUGAUCACUUUAGUCACAUAAUCACUUAAGUCACGUGACGUCAGUGUUUCGAAUUACUUUAGUCACUUGACCUGAAUGUCUAGAAUUACUUUAGUCACGUGACCUAUGUGUUUCGAAACACUUUAGUCAUGUGACCUGGUUGUUUCAUAUCACUUUAGUCACAUGACCUGUGUGUUUCGAAUCACUUUAGUCACGUGACCUAGGUGUUUCCGAUCAUGCUUCGGUGCAGUGUUUUGGAACACUUGCACUUCGAGACACUAUUUGCAUGUGUUGCGAGAAAAUGCAAAGUUUUUGCUUAAUUUGUUUGCAAUGUGAGAAUUUGCAACACGUAUGCUGUCAAAGUGAUGGUAUUUAUUCUAAUUGUAUGUGCUUUCUUAAAUUGCAGCAUGUUAAGGUCGGCCGCCAUAGAAAAGGGACAUCGCAGCUAGGAAGAUGGAACGAUGUUAGUUUUUUUUUAUUAUUAUUACUAAACUGUGAUAUCUCUUGAUUUAUUUGAAGAUGUAGAAAAAUAUAUGAAAUUAAUAUAUAUAUAUAUUUCAAUAUAUAUAGAGGUCAUUGCAGAUAUUUAUUGUUAAUUUAUACACAUAGAACACUUAUCAGAGCUCUAGACCGAAAGAGUUUAUAAUUAUGUGUGGCGCGUUUGAGACGCGACAGUGCGAGCGAGUGCGUUUGACGUAUUUUGAUCUGUGUCUACUUUGGUGAUUGUAAAGUGUGUUAAAUCAU